AUGAAUGACUCUCCUAGAUUUUCAAGUGCUGUCCGGAGCAUGCUCCAACUGAAGCAAGAAGUUCAGCUCUUUCUCCGAUGUACCGUGCGGGACGGUAGCAGGGCCUCGUUUUGGUUUGAUUACUGGACUGAGCUCGGACCACUGCACCUCCUCUUUGGUACGUCGGGUCCCCGAUCACUAAGGAUCCCUCUCACUGCUACUGUUUCUCAAGCAGUAAGCAACGGUCAUUGGAACCUUCCUCCGGCGUGCUCUGAGAUAGCUGAAACUCUUCAGAUAAUCCUAUCUACAAUGCCGGUUCCCUCUGCAGCAAACAGUGGCGAUGUUUAUUUGUGGAGGAAUCAGUCUGGUGGCUUCGGGCCAUCUUUUUCCUCUCGCGUCACGUGGGAGAGGAUCAGAGAUCACAGUCCAUUAGUGGACUGGUACAAGGUGGUUUGGUUCAAAGAGGAAAUUCCUCGAUGCUCAUUUCUCUCUUGGACUGCUUUCCUUGGAAGGCUACCAACUAGAGAUCGCUUGAUUUCUUGGGGAUUAUCUGUACAACCAGGUUGUGUUCUAUGCUCUGUAGCGGAUGAAUCAAUUAGUCAUCUCUUCUUUCAUUGCUCCUUUGCGGCUGCUACUUGGACUCGUUUCUGUGGCAGGUACAUGGCGACUCCCCCGGCUUCAUUGGCAGCGAUCGUUCAGCUAUGUCACCAGAUGCAAGGCCCCCAGGCUCCUCUUGCGGUUGCUGUACUAAAGCUCCUCAGCCAAGUCAUAAUCUACUCUCUUUGGCGGGAGCGAAAUGGCCGCAUCUUCCAAGGCAUGUCUUCGACUCAAGAGGCGUUCUUCCGAGUGGUGGAUCGUGCUAUGCGAGAUAGGCUACUGUCUUUGUCUCGAACCACGGCGUCAACUCCUUCCCCGUCGUUGCUUGAGCUGUACUUUUGGUUCAUAUCACCUUAUAGUUAA
Messenger RNA from Brassica napus (rape), 939 nucleotides. RefSeq lists its product as uncharacterized. The coding region runs from base 1 to 939 and encodes 312 amino acids. The record is from RefSeq and is a predicted model, not a curated record. The transcript has a single exon. NCBI's taxonomy places the organism in Eukaryota, Viridiplantae, Streptophyta, Magnoliopsida, Brassicales, Brassicaceae.